UCACAGCUGCAACACAAAAUAAUAAUCUUCGUUUUCUACCCUCACACCUCUUUACUUUCUUCUUCUCAUCUCUGUUCCUGUAUGUACUUUUCAGUUCAGAGCCAGAGUUGAAAGACCUCAAGUUUGGAUUUCAAUCUGCAAAAUCUGAUUGAUUUUCAGGUGAUUUGCAAAGAUGAGUGUUAUGUAUAGUCCUGUUUUCAAGUACUCAGAUGUAGAGCCUCAGCUAAGGAAAAACCAAGAAAUGGAUUCAAGUAUUGGAAAUCCACAACAACACUGUCACCAACCCAAUUCUGGAUUACUGAGGUACUGUUCUGCUCCAAGCUCAUUGCUCACAAGCCUUGUUCACAACAACAUUCUUGACUGUGUCAACGAGGAAUCUUUCACGAGUGAGAUUCAACAGCAUUAUGUUCCAUCCACAAGUUCAGAAAUGGACACCAUGUUGUCGAAAUUGCUGCCAUCCAACGAUGGAUGGAACAAUUCAGAAGCUUUGCAAGAAUUUGGAAGCAAGCCUGUGAAGCAGGAAAUAGGGGAAUCUGUUCCACAAGGACCACCACCACAACAACAGAAUGAAUAUUCUUAUGGUGGCUCUCAUUUAAUUUACCAGUCACAGGAAAUUCAAGGCUUGCCAAAUGGUUCUUCCAGUGCUUCUGGCAAUGCUUUUGGUGGCUCUUUUGAUGUGGUGAACACCAUGGCCUCUGAGAAUCCUCUUCAAUCUAAAAUGGGUGCCAGGAAUUGCUCCAAUCUCUUCAGGCAAAAGAGCUCCCCUGCUGGAUUUUUCUCCAUUGAAAAUGAUCUUGCAGCAUUGAGAGAAGUAGAUGCCUUUAAAGCCAAUGAUGUUUCAAAUAGACAGGCUACUACAUCAACUAGUGGCUAUAGUGGUUCUCUUGCUUUCUCAUCCAGGCCAUCUUCAUGCCUGAAAAAGAUGCCACAAAUUGCUGAAAAUGAAAAUGAAAAUUGUGACCAAAGUAGGAUCCUAGUUAAUGAAGAUGGUAACUCAAAGUUCUACAUACCUAGCUUCACCACUGAAAUCUGGGAAAGUUCUUCGUUCAAUGCCCCCAAAACAGAAAGUGAUGAUGAAAUCAUGUUUUCCACCUCAAAUGCUUUGGAAUCUCAGGAAUCAGAUUUUGGCUAUCAAAAUCUUGGUCUGACCCACCAUUUGAGCCUACCUAGCUCUUCUACAAAGAUGUCAUCCAUAGAGAAGUUUCUUGAAGUUCAAGGUUCAAUUCCUUGUAAAAUUCGAGCCAAAAGAGGCUUUGCCACUCACCCAAGAAGCAUUGCAGAGAGGGUAAGAAGAACAAGAAUCAGUGAAAGAAUCAAGAAAUUGCAAGACCUUUUCCCAAAAUCAGAAAAGCAAACAAGCACAGCAGAUAUGUUGGAUUUGGCAGUUGAGUACAUUAAGGACCUUCGGCAACAAGUUAAGGUACUCUCAGAUUGUAAAGCAAAAUGCAAAUGUAGUAGUAAUGAGAGCCAUUGCACUAGAACUUGUGCCUGAUAUAUUUACAUGUAGAUAGCAAUGUUAUGGAGAAUUUUUUAGUGUGCCAAAGUUAGCCAUUGUAAUUAUAUAAAAUAAUGCUGAGAUUUGCCUGGUUUAAGUUUAGAUCCAGGUCAAUAUUUUUCACUUUUGAUUUAUAGUUUGAUUUAGAGCCAUAAAGUCCUACAGCAUGUUUGGCAGAAAUCUUGCAGCUCUUCAUUUUUACCUGUAAAAUGUUUUAUUGGAUUACUGAUCUGAGUUACUUGAUGUAGCACAAACUUCAGUAUAAUGUUAAUACUGAAUUUUUAUGUGGAGAUUGCUUUUGAAACUAGAAAUUAUGAUCUUCGAUUCAGCUUC
Vigna radiata var. radiata (mung bean) is the source of this 1828-nucleotide messenger RNA. Its product is annotated as transcription factor bHLH130. The record is from RefSeq and is a predicted model, not a curated record. Gene Ontology annotation, molecular function: protein dimerization activity; DNA-binding transcription factor activity, RNA polymerase II-specific; RNA polymerase II cis-regulatory region sequence-specific DNA binding. Gene Ontology annotation, biological process: regulation of transcription by RNA polymerase II. Lineage: Eukaryota; Viridiplantae; Streptophyta; Magnoliopsida; Fabales; Fabaceae. The transcript is spliced from 7 exons. The coding region runs from base 173 to 1492 and encodes 439 amino acids. Gene Ontology annotation, cellular component: nucleus.